CGGAGAGGUUUCAAAACUUUGUAGAAGUGCCUAUAUUAUAAUUUAUGUUCUGUUCACUUUGUAAAAUUUUGUAUGGAGUAUAGGUAAACACCAUGGAUCAUCACAUAGCAAUUGAAAAACACCACUUUAAUAAUUCAAAUAUGUCUCUGGAAGAAAUCAGUGAACAAGAAUUGAAAAGGCAUGAGCAUCUUAGGCAACAUGAAAUUCAUAAAGGGCAUGACGCGAUGCAUGCUGAAAUGAUUAUUAUUUUAUUUAUUACACUGAUUGGAGCUCAAGUUAUUCUAGUUGAAUGGAAAAGAAGACACCAUAGAUCUUACCAACUAAUCACCUUAGCUGGAAUGUGGAUUAUACCUCUUGGAUUAAGUUUGAAAAAUUCCUGGUGGAGGUUUAUAUUUUUAUGGCUUUUGUUCACUUGUAUAACAGCCUUAAUAGUCAAGAAAGCUGUAGAGACUCCAAUUGAAAAAACUACCCCAAGGUUAGUUUAUAAAUGGUUUUAUUUCAUUUAUAAACUGAGUUAUGCUCUUGGUUUAGUGGGAUAUUGUUUAAUGGUAAUAGCUGUGUCAGGUCUCAACACGAUUAUUGGUAUUAAAGCUGAAACGAUGAUGGAUUUUGGAGUAUUAUGUUUGUUUUAUGGUCUUUACUAUGGAGUUUUGGGACAGGAUAUAGCAGAAAUAUCAAGUGAUAAAAUGGCUUCACACAUUGGUUACUAUUCCAAAGAAGGUAUACCUAGUAGAUCUUUAGAUGAAAAUGUUUGUGCUGUCUGCAGCAAUAAACUCCCACAUAUUGCUAAUGAUGAUGGAAACAAAGAAAAAACAUACAGACUUUCUUGUGAUCAUGUAUUCCAUGAAUUCUGUAUUCGAGGCUGGUGCAUUGUUGGUAAGAAACAAAUCUGUCCUUACUGCAAAGAGAAAGUUGAUCUAAAACAAAUGUUUAGAAAUCCGUGGGAAAAACCUCAUGUUCUGUAUGGAAGUUUACUAGAUUGGAUUAGGUGGCUCAUUGCUUGGCAACCUGUGAUAUUAUGUAUUGUUAGAGGGAUUAAUUAUGUGCUAGCAUUAGAAUAGUUUAAAUAAUUACCUUUUAAUUAACUUGAGUAUUUUAAGAAGUGUCUUGAACUGUUAAUUAAUUUCUUUAUAAUUUGCAAUCUAUAUAAGGAUUCCUUUAUAAUUGUUUAUGGUUAUAAAUAAUAGUCCACUCAGCCUGUACUUUGAAUAAUAAUAAAGUGUAAAAGAUGAAGAUAAUAAGGGUAUUAUGUAAUUUUUCAUUUUUUAACUUUCAAUCAUUCGGAUCAUUACGAGGAAUGAGAAUCUAAAGAUUACUAAAUGAAUUACAAUAUUUGUAAUUUAUAUCAUAAAAAGUAUUGGAUAAAUCCACUGUUUUAUAAUAUUUAUGAAUUGAGCGUGGGGACACUAAAGGAGAUGAAAUACAAUUUUCAGGAAACUCGGAACUCUAAUAAUCUAUAUUCAGAGAAAUAUUCUCUCUCGCAACCCAAAUUUGUAACAUAAAAUUCGAUUGGAUUUUAUACGAUUUGAGGGGUAAGAUUGCAACACCUGGAAAAUAGAGUUAGAAACUUUGAAAAAUGUUAAAAAUAGAAAAAUAACAAACAAUUAAUUUACCUCCUUUGUCAUCUCCAAACCUCAAUUAUCAGUUAUCGUUUCAAUCUCUCUUUUCAGUAGCAAAAGAGAGAUAAACUUUCAUAUUGCUCUCAUCUCAUACACAGUACUAUUUAUGUCAAAUGUAUUAUCUUAUUUGGUAUUUAAAAGUUUUUCCAAAAACAAAAUUAAAAUAUUUUACAUGAAUUUACUUUUCUUUUAAUUAUGAAUAGUUUAAAGUUUAUUGUAUAUUCAACUUUAAAUUUUAAAAUUAAUAUUGUUUUCGAUGAUUCGUCAUUAGUAUCAUUGUAAACCAGAUUAUUUUUAUUUUACAUUUGUAAAUCAUAAGAUAUUUCAUUUACUGGUUUGUUAAUCAUGCUACAACUUUAACAUUUAUACCUGCUUAAUUUAUUAAACUGUUUAAAACAAUUUUUUUAUGAUCCCUUUUAAAAAAUAAAACUAUUUCUGAAUAUUUUAUAUUAGCAAAUUUUCUUUUACCCAAGUAUAGAAGAAUUGGGGAGUUCCUGGGAUUUAAUUUUCGCAGGAGAUUUGAUUUUGGAUCUUCAACAGCCUUAACUAAGCGACCGAUGUAACCUUAACGAUUUUAAUUUAUCCUGGUUUGUAUUUUUUCAAUUUUGUGUUCGACAAUUUGGGACCUGUUUCAUUACUCGCAACGUAUCUACCUCACAUACAUAUAUUGUACCAUUCUACAAAGAUACCUGUUUAUGUUGAAACCUGUUUCAUGCUGUCUAACAUACAUACAUAUAUUAUAACGACGAAAUAUAUACAUAUAUUGUAAGUUAGGAGUUUUAGGGCGAUACAUGUUUCUAUUAUUACGCCUGUAGAAUUUCUACUAGUGACAUAAUCAUCCUUUCGUUUGUAUAAUAUUUUUUUACAUAGUUGAAUAGUCUUAUUUUCAAAUUAACCAGUAUGCUGUGUGUCUAGCGACCCAAUAUAAUUGGGCAGCAAACUUUUAUAUUUUAUAUGGAAAUAAAGUGUUUCACUCCAGGUUAUGUUUACAUUUAAGAUUUAAAUUCACAUUCGUAAUUUUUUUUUAAAUAUAUAACCUCUACUAAAGAAAUAAUAAACUUAAUUUAAUAAAACAAUUUGGCCUACUAUUAUAUUUAUGGGAAUUUCAUCCAAAUCAAAUCUUAUUAUGAAUGUCAAUUUCUGUUAUUAUAAGUUAAUUCACUGUAUCCAGUGAAUUUCGAUUAUUUGCCAGUAAUUGAUACAACGUUCUGGGGAGUCCCCUUGAAGAGAAAGCCACUGUGUAUUGUGGACAUUCCUCGAUGAGGUAUUUAAUAGUGAAUGGAGUAUAGCACCAUUUACACUUCACUACUUCUUCUAUAUUAAUUAGGUAAACAUGGGUGAGACGCGAGCCACCUCUUCUUAGCCUGGGAAUUACCACCUCUUUUCUUCUUUUACCUCUCACUCAGCUUUUUCAUAAUCGUGUAGUGCUCUUGGUUCCUCGUAGCUUAUUUUGAGAGGAAACACGUUCCCAGAAGCCUUGUCAAUCAUUACAGACCAUGUUCCUUAACCAUUUAUUAAUGUCUUGGUCUUGAAAUACUUCUAUUUGCGGGUUAUUCAUUUUUGAUCCCUCUUUUAGCAGCCAUCCAACAAACAAAACACCAUGCUUCCGAUUUCGGCAAUGUUUAAUAAAAUGUAAAACAAAUGCAUAAACCCUUUGGAACUUUAAAAGGCUCGAUACUUUUUCAGGCAGAACGGGUGGAGGUUAUAUAUGGUAAAUAGGCCAGCCAGAAGUAGGCAACGUAAUAAAUGCCAGGCCGUUCCAAUAAAGAUCGUGAGAAAGUAUCUGGUGUGGUGAGAGGGCUCUCGAUAAGCAAUCGGCUGAAUUUUUUUUUUGUAGGAAUAUAGUGCGAACAACUGGGUUUUGUUACUUCUAAAAUCUGGACUACGCGAUUGGCAACAUAAAUCUUAAGUUCAUAAGGCGGUGUCUGUAACCAAUAGAGUACGUUAUGAGAAUCCGAGAAACAAUAUAUUUCAUUAAUACGCAAAACACUUUUAAGUUCACCAAUACUCGCAAGUAGUCUGAAGGCAAGAAAAGCAGCAUUUAAUUCCAAACGAGGCACUGAUUGAACCUUAAGUGGGGCCACCUUACUUUGUGCUCUUAACAAAUGAAUUUUGAUAGAAUACUAUAUUUAGUUUGCCAACCUUUGUUUAAGCAGUUGUCUAAAUAUGAUUAGGGGCUUUUACUUUAUAUGAAUAUAAAUAUAAUGAACAUAUUUUUUAAUAUUAAGAUUUAGUCUUUUGUUUUUUAUAAAAUAAAAUAGAUUAUAAUUCAAGAAGAAAUGCCAGAAAUAAAAAAUAAAUACAAUAUAAUUUGAAACAACAAAUUUGAUUAUGACUACUUUCUUGAGAAUGUUGUGUAGCAAGAGUUUCGGCGUCAUUAUUAAUUUCGUUGUCACGGGCUUCUGGUAAUGCGUUUCCUAAUUCAUUUAUUAGUUCUCGAUAUUCUGAAGUAUUUGGGAAGAGCAUUGGUUCAUCAUUAUUAAUUAGUUUGUCAAUAUCAAUGUCCAUAUCUUCUAUACCAUUAAGAUCAUAUAUUUUAGUAUUGUUUUCAAUUUUAACUCUGCUUAGUGCGUCCGGGACUUGGUUUGUUCUACCUUCUACAUAUUUUAUCUCGAAAUUAAAUUCAGUUAAAAGAAAUAUCCAUUUCAUAAUACGAGUGUUAUUAUUUUUCAUGGAGAAUAUCCAUUGAAGGGGUUUAUGAUCUGUUUGAAAAGUAAAAUGUUGUCCGUAAAGAUAGGGUUUAAAAUGUUUACAGGCGUAAACUAUGGCAAACAAUUCUUUUUCUAUUGUAGAAUAUCUAGAUUCUGUGCUAGAUAAUGUUUUGAGGCAAAAGCUAUAGCAUUGUAGCGGCAACUGAUUCCCGCAUCUUACUACAGGGGACAACUAGUUCACCUACCUGUUGCCAGGCAGAGCCAUACAAGCUCGCCCAACAAUGUACCAAAAAUUGUAUUUUUAUUUCUUAUUUUUAUAUGAUAAAAUACUCAAAUUGUAAAUUGAAAUAUGUAUACACAUUGUAAAUAUUUUUUAUUAAUAAAGUUUAAUGGCGAUAACAUAUACUGAUCAAAGCUUAAAAAUAACUGUUAUUGUAACGGCUCUUGAUAGCCGAUUUAGUUUAGGCGGAAUAAAUACCGCAGGUAAACUUCAAAUUGUCAGAUCUUCGGAUCUCCACCCCUUCAGGGUGUAGACCCUUACGCAAAUGAUCAUUAUAUGGUUCAUAUACGCUUUUUGUUCUCG
Messenger RNA from Nezara viridula (southern green stink bug), 4853 nucleotides. The record is from the annotation of a GenBank genome assembly. Lineage: Eukaryota; Metazoa; Arthropoda; Insecta; Hemiptera; Pentatomidae.